Symbiodinium sp. CCMP2456 is the source of this 309-nucleotide messenger RNA. The record is from the annotation of a GenBank genome assembly. NCBI's taxonomy places the organism in Eukaryota, Dinophyceae, Suessiales, Symbiodiniaceae.
GUUUUCUUGCGCAGACUGCCCACGCCGCAACAACAAGGCAGCAUCCGAAGCCGACGAGUUGGGAUCUGAGCCCAUGGCUGUGGCAGCAUUCGUCGGAGAGGAGGUUGCUACCACGAAGGGGGCCUGCGCAGGGAAGACCCAGUUUUCUUGCGCAGACUGCCCACGCCGCAACAGCAAGGCAGCAUCCGAAGCCGACGAGUUGGGAUCUGAGCCCAUGGCUGUGGCGGCGUUCGUCGGAGAGGAGGUUGCUACCACGAAGGGGGCCUGCGCAGGGAAGACCCAGUGCCUCCAUCCGGACAAGCCCAUGAU